Molecule: messenger RNA, 933 nt
Organism: Fusarium tjaetaba
Lineage: Eukaryota; Fungi; Ascomycota; Sordariomycetes; Hypocreales; Nectriaceae
Product: activator of stress 1
Exons: 2
Coding region: 1-933 (310 amino acids)
Source: RefSeq, a predicted model, not a curated record
AUGCAUUUGAGCAUUCUUCAAUUCUUGGCCGUUGGCCUAGCUGGUCUUGAUGUUGCGGUCGCGGGCCCUUGCAAGCCUCGUUCUUCAGCACCCGAGCCUUCUAUUGCAACAUCAGUAGUAACAUCAAGUUUUGCCCUAUCGUCCGACACCUCAGCCACUUUUGCCAGCACGACGACCGAAGCAGUCACUUCUGCUGACACAGCGACUGAUAUAACGACUGAGGUGACUUCGGCAGUCACUGAAACAGAGACUACCAACAUCGAGGUAACCACUUCCUUCGAUACGACCACUGAGGCUACUACUUUCGCUACCUCAACCGCGACCACCGAAGGAGCUUCUACCACCACAGCAGAUACUACAACUGAGGCUGUGACGACUUCAGGCACAAUCACUGCUUCAUCUGAAAUCACCGAGGCUCCUACUACCACUGAAGAGACAACUACUGCUGCCGCCACCACCACCUCCGUUCCUAUGUUCCGACUCCUCCCCGCAAUCAGCAAUUACCAGGGCCAACCCAUUCUCUCAAACAGAGCUCAUUUCACUCCUCUUCUCUUCAACACCGUGCAAGGCUACACCGACGCUUACUUCACCAUCGACGCCACUACCGGCCGCCUCUUGCUUGACGGCACUUUGCCCAUCUGUGGCUACUUCCCUGGCGAUGGCACCAGCGCAUUCACUGUAUGCGAUGCCAGCGAUUUCCCACCCCAGGAGCAGUACCUCACUUGCGAGACACCUACCUCGGGUAGCCAGAUUGAAUGCACUGUGCCUCUGAUAGCAUGCAGCCGGCUUGGAUGUACUCAGCCUGGCACUCUCUGGGGUACUACAUAUAUUGGUCCCUCGGGAAAUGAUCUCGGUAUUAAAGCGCUUCUCGGCCCUCCUUCGAUGCCAGGAUACGUUCCUGUCCCAUUGAUAGUUACUUUUGGCUCGGAUUAG